GGCCGCGCGCGGAGGGGUCCGGCCGUGCCCGUGUCCGUGCCCGUGCCCACGUCCCGCCUCCGCCCGGGAACAGGGUCCGGGUGCCGGCCCUGCGGCCGGGCUGCCCCAUCCCUGUCCCCGGGGGCGGUGCCUCCUCAUCCCGAGAGGCUGUGGGUAACGGGAGAGAGGCUGUUUUCCUCGGCGGAAGGACGCGGAGGGGCUCUACAACAACCGUGAGGGGAUUUACAGCAUCCCUACCCCAGAAGAACAAAACUACUUGGAGGGAAAGGAUAUCUGUCAAAAAUAGUGUGACCAAGGAGCCCAUGGCACCUGUGCAGAGAGGGCAGGGAAUCACUAUAGAGGAAGGACCUGCUGGGCUGCCACACUGCCAAGGCCGAUUCUUUUAACUGGAUGUUGCAAAACAUAAUUGAAGAACAGAAUAUAUUUUCGUAAUUGAAAGAUCUGGCUGAAGACUUGAGAUUAUUCCAACCAUGCACAGUGUGAACAGCUCAGAGACUCCCUGGCUAAAAAUAAUGACACAUCUGAGACCUGUGAAAGAACCUGAUCAGCCACGGCCUUGGCAGGUAACACCUGACCAAAGCCGAGACAUCAUUGCUUCUGUUCAGUGCAUCUUGGACAGAGAAAAUUGUUUUGUGAGGAAGGUGGACAGAUACCUGAGGCACAAUGAUUUCCUAAAUCUGAGAAAGAAGGAGAUCGUGUACAAAGAAUGGCUUAAGGAUGUUUUAGAGCCAGUGCUGCAGAAAAUUGAGGACGAAAUGGGCAGCCAGUCAAUCGAAGAAAUGCAGAAAAGGAAGCAAGAACAAUUGUCUCAAUAUUUAAACUACUGUAACAAGAAGGGCUACGUGUUUUUGGACUAUUUUGACCCAUCCGAGUAUGAUCCAUUCUCCCAGAAGACGUGCACAGACUGCUGGAAGAAUGAAAGACAUCAAUCACCACAAUGACAGCGAGAGCCAAUGAUGUCACCUGUCCCCCAGCUGACCAGAGCAGCAAGCACACCCAUCAGAAGGUACCCUUUAGGUUACAUCUCCUGCCAAAGCAAGUGAUAACAGGCCAGGUCUUCUGGCAAGCUGCAAUAAACUUACUGUCUUGAA
Molecule: messenger RNA, 1091 nt
Organism: Lepidothrix coronata (blue-crowned manakin)
Lineage: Eukaryota; Metazoa; Chordata; Aves; Passeriformes; Pipridae
Gene: FAM228B
Product: family with sequence similarity 228 member B
Exons: 9
Coding region: 471-941 (156 amino acids)
Source: RefSeq, a predicted model, not a curated record